This is a messenger RNA of Oldenlandia corymbosa var. corymbosa, 1376 nucleotides long. NCBI's taxonomy places the organism in Eukaryota, Viridiplantae, Streptophyta, Magnoliopsida, Gentianales, Rubiaceae. The record is from the annotation of a GenBank genome assembly.
AAACGUUUGAAUUAAGGAUUCUCAUAAAUCAGGACGCUUGAUUAUAUAUGUCGACUACAUUUCCGAAUACACAAUUUUCAAAUAGUAUUAAAAUAAUCCCGAUAAAAUAAAAUGAAAUUGAUUUUUAACACGCACUCACACAGUGGACGAGGCCAAAGCCACCGCUACUAGGGCUAACUUCGCAAUUACAAAAGCCCUUUGAAAUACACCGAUCUCCCUCCCUCCUUCCUUCAAAUUCCUCAUUUCCUUUACUCUCUCUCUUCUGAGAAAAAGUUUUUCAUAUUUGAAUCACUACUAGGAAUUGAGGAUUGUUUGCAAUGGGGGCUUAUCGGGCAGAUGACGAUUACGAUUACUUGUUCAAGGUCGUUCUAAUCGGCGAUUCUGGCGUCGGCAAAUCCAACCUCUUGUCGAGAUUCACUCGAAAUGAGUUCAGUUUGGAAUCCAAAUCCACAAUCGGCGUUGAGUUCGCUACUAGGAGCAUCCGUGUUGAUGAUAAAGUCGUCAAGGCUCAGAUUUGGGACACUGCUGGCCAAGAGAGGUACCGAGCAAUCACCAGUGCUUAUUAUCGUGGAGCUGUUGGUGCCUUGUUAGUAUAUGAUGUUACACGUCAUGUUACAUUUGAAAAUGUUGAGAGAUGGUUAAAGGAACUCCGAGAUCACACAGAUUCAAACAUUGUGAUUAUGCUUGUUGGUAAUAAGGCAGAUCUGCGUCACCUGAGGGCUGUUUCCACCGAAGAUGCAAAGGCCUUUGCUGAACGAGAGAGCACAUUUUUCAUGGAAACCUCAGCUUUGGAAUCCAUGAACGUUGAAAAUGCCUUCACAGAAGUUCUCAGUCAGAUAUACCGUGUUGUUAGCAGGAAAGCUCUUGACGUUGGUGAGGAUCCAGCUGCACUACCCAAAGGACAGACGAUCAAUGUGGGCUCGAAGGACGAUGUUUCAGCUGUAAAAAAGGUUGGAUGCUGCUCUGCUUAGGUAACAGAUAAAUGGCGUGAAGGAAAAGGGUGUCUUUUACCCUCUGGGCUGUGGAAUUUGUCCCUUACAGUUGUUGAACCACAUGGAUCAAUUGGUCUUUUGUGAUAAAAAAAUUUUAUUUAAUUGGCAUGAAUUUUCUACUAAGCCUUUCCAUUAGCAUAUUAUGUAAGAGUCAACUGUCCAGUGUUUAGGGCAAUAUAUCCAUGAGCUAGGAUCUUGACGAAUUCUUCUUUUAGUUGGCCUGGUUUUCACUUAUUGCUUUCCCACAAUGUAUCUAUUCUAUCAUAUAUUAUUUAAAACCCUGAUUUUAUGUGUUUUUUUCCUUCCGGAAAAAUUGGAAUUUUGCUCUGCCUUUUAUAUCAGUAACUUUGUUCAAGUGAACCAUAUAUAUUUGUCAGUUACUGC